Messenger RNA from Aspergillus welwitschiae, 315 nucleotides. RefSeq lists its product as uncharacterized. The transcript has a single exon. Bases 1 to 315 code for a protein of 104 amino acids. NCBI's taxonomy places the organism in Eukaryota, Fungi, Ascomycota, Eurotiomycetes, Eurotiales, Aspergillaceae. The record is from RefSeq and is a predicted model, not a curated record.
AUGGGCCGUCCUGACUCCUACCACCACUCUGCGGGAGCACUUGGUGGCUGUGACCCAGACGAAGGAGAGGCGAAUAAGUGGAUUGGGUGGAUUAGUGGCCGGAUGGCAUGGACCGUCGUGGGGUGUGAAGGAUGGAAGCCGUCGAGAAAUCGAACUGCUGGUUCAACUGUGGCGGGUACUCCAGCACCCUCGUCCCGGUUGGUUGGUUCCCGACCUGCGAAUUGGAGAUGGGGGAGGUUAGUAUGGCGUUGGUUUGUCCUCGUGGCAGUAAUGUACUCGAGGAAGGAUCAAAAAAAGGGUUAUAAGCGGGUAUAA